Lingula anatina is the source of this 1044-nucleotide messenger RNA. RefSeq lists its product as uncharacterized. The record is from RefSeq and is a predicted model, not a curated record. Lineage: Eukaryota; Metazoa; Brachiopoda; Lingulata; Lingulida; Lingulidae.
GCGUAGGAGAAUAAACAAAACUGGUACAAAUAGGCCUAAGAAUAUGGUGUUUAGAACGCACCUCCUUGUUUCUGUCGCCUGUUUUGAUAAGUCACUGCAAUAUUGUGCAUUGUUUGUUGUGAGAAAAGUGUCCAAGGUUUCGUAGGCCACUUUCUCCAGCAAACACAACUUGCGCACAUCUCCAGGAAAGCCGAGACUGAUUGAGAUUUUUACUGCUAUUCAUAUUCGGCUUUUAGAGUUCUUUAUUUUAUAAAGCUUUGAGGAAUGUUUGAUUAGUGACUCGCGCUGCUGCAGACACUGGUGAAGGCGUUGAAGCAUGGUUUCUUUGUAAACACUGCACCGCGUGUUUCUGUGAUUGCUGCAGAAGUCCAUCUUUACUGACAAACGUGUAUCGUGGAGAAAGAGAGAGAAGCUAUUUGAAACAACUUCCUUGGGAUUCCAGGCAAGAGUUAAGUGAAAAUGUCAGAAGACUAUCAGAGCAUGAUGAGAGGGCUGGGCGGGCAGGAGAGGCACUGCUGCGUGGAUUUACCACAGAGAACUGUCAGCUACAAGCCAUGGUUUGCUUCCCCCAACAGCGACCAGCCCGUCCCGCAGACACAACUGAAACCCAUCGUAGAAAGAAUCACCAAACCCACCGUUGCCAGCAGAGGCGGCGUAGACCUGAAGGACAAAGACUUUGAAUACAUGAAACCAGUUAACUGGAUGAAAAAGACCAAUCCAGACUGGAAAAUUAAGAAUUUGGACACGCGUUUUUGCACACCUCGGCAAGUGUCGAAGGCUGAGUUUCAGGAGAUUGUGGACCGUUUGGCCAGAUCGACUGCCAUCAGUCGCAUACGCUCUGCUCCACCACGGUUGUCAUGGUACCCAAUUAAUCUAGAGAAGGGUCCGGUGGAGAAGCCGUAUUUUCUGUCCCAGAAAUUACGCAGUGAUGGUCUGUACUGGGAUCCCAACGAGUCCGAGAGCAGAUAAGAAUCUGUUAUCAUUUUAGUGGAAAUAUUUACAAAUCAGUGGUAUUUUUUGUCUUUUUUUUUUGAUAAUUUUAUG